Messenger RNA from Solanum lycopersicum (tomato), 501 nucleotides. RefSeq names its product lipid-transfer protein 7k-LTP (gene 7k-LTP). The record is from RefSeq and is marked provisional. Gene Ontology annotation, biological process: lipid transport. NCBI's taxonomy places the organism in Eukaryota, Viridiplantae, Streptophyta, Magnoliopsida, Solanales, Solanaceae.
UUCAUCCAUCACUUCCAUUACAUUACUUAAAAAAUUUCUCUUAUAAUUUAAAUUGUAUAAUGAAAAUGACUAAGGUUUGUUCUUUUGUGGCAGUAAUGUUGGUGAUGAUCCUUGUUUGUGAUCAAUUUGGGGCUAACGAGGCGGCGACAUGCAGCGCCUCGCAGCUGAGCCCGUGUUUGGGUGCGAUCCAGGGUGGGACCGCACCAUCACAGGAUUGUUGUGCUAGGCUUAAGAACCAGCAGCCUUGCAUUUGUGGAUUUAUGAAGGAUCCUAAUUUGAGGCAAUAUGUUAAUUCUCCAAAUGCUAGGAAAGUUGCUGGACAAUGUGGUGUAAGCAUUCCUAGUUGUUAAUUAGGUUUACAACAUUUUACUUGUUGUAUACAUAUGGGUCUUAUGUAUUAUGGAAAAAAAUAUAUAUAUGUAAGACUUUAAAUAAAAAAUGGUUGUAAUCUGUGUUCAAGUGUGUUAUGAUGAAUGAAUCUUGUGGCUUUUGAUUUUAUUU